Messenger RNA from Lathyrus oleraceus (garden pea), 1259 nucleotides. Its product is annotated as probable myosin-binding protein 5. Lineage: Eukaryota; Viridiplantae; Streptophyta; Magnoliopsida; Fabales; Fabaceae. The transcript has a single exon. The record is from RefSeq and is a predicted model, not a curated record. The coding region runs from base 176 to 1006 and encodes 276 amino acids.
CGGUAUUAAAAAAAUCUCACAUCUCUCUGAAUGGGUCUGAGACAGUGAUAACGGAAUCAUAACCGAUGCUCUUCCCGUUAUCUAUUUCUACGCCUUCUCCUUCGUCUUCUUCUUCACAAUUUUUCAAUUCGAAUUACUCUAAUGGCACUUUUUGUGUUUUACCUUUAACGUUAAGAUGAUGCAGAUGCAGACUCUGCGUCGUUUUUGUUUGUUGGUUUUUCUUCUUCACUCUGUUCUUGAAAUCUAUCAUAAGUUUCUUAGUUUUUCUCUUCGCUUUUUCGUUUUCCUUCUUAUGGAUUUUCCUUCCAGUUUCAAUUUUCUCACGCAAGCUAGUGAGCUUGGUUGUGGUUUUGUUCUUCUCGGUAGUUACUUCUCUCGGAUUUUCAAUUUCGUUGGCCUUGUUUUGAUCUUCGGAAUCUGCGUCAAGUUUUUCCGGUUUUCGGAGAAGACGCCUAGGUUUCGGAAGCUUGUGAAGCCGGGGAAGGUUAAGCGUUUGGAUGUCCAGUUGAAAUCGAAAUCUAUGGUGAAACGUGACGAUGCAGGGAUGAAUUUGGAGGAGGAGAAUUUGGAGGACGAGGUGUUCGAUGUAAUGUCGCUGAGGAAGUUGGUGAAAAUGGAGAGACAGAGAUAUGCUGCUGCAUGUGCGGAGAUUGAUAAAGAGCGCCUGGCUGCUUCGAGUGCGGCGGAGGAGGCAAUGGCGAUGAUCUUGAGGCUGCAGAGUGAGAAGAGUUCGGUUGAGAUUGAGGCGAAUCAGUUUCGGAGGAUGGUGGAGGAGAGGCAAGAGUAUGAUCGGGAAGUGAUUGAGUCGUUGAGGUGGAAUGUUGUUGAACUUGAUUCUCAGAAGAGCUUUUUGGAGGAGCAGUUGGGGAUUUUUAAGGAGAGGUUGAGAGAGUUUAUGAGGGAGGAUGAAAUUGAGCAAAUUGAAGGCGUGGAUUUCACGAGGGAGUUUUGUAAUUUCUCGGUUGAGUAUGAUUUAGAUGAAUCUUUAAAUUCCCCUCCACACUAAGUUGAUAUGUUCUUAUUGUGUUAUGCUAUUUGCAUCAUUUCAAUUUUCAUGUUCAAUACAUUAGUUUUGUGAUUGAAUUUCAUGAAGAACUUGACAUUGCAAUCAUUUGUUUAUGGUUUUAGACCAGUAAUGUUGUUGUGUAUAUAUAUUAGUUGAUUAAUUUCCCAAGUUUCAGUUUCUGGUUUACUGAUGUAAAGUUGAUAAAUGAAUACUUAAUUGCAAGUUUCUAUGAUUCUUGGGGAUAUUUUGCAGA